AUGUCGAGCACAGCAUCAAGCAGUGCACCUUCUUCUGAUGGCGUCAUUCGCUCCCGAGUAACUGAGGCUUUGCAGAUCUCAGGGUACCACUUUACCAAUGCGACACACGUUCCAACCACCGAUCAUUACGAUAACAUCACUCUUGUUAAUGGCUAUCGCGUAUCGGAUAAGCGAGCAGUGGUUGCCAAGGUAUCCAACAACAGCCUGCAAAUUGAGCGCGAGUAUUACAUCAUAAGGCAACUCUAUCAAACAGCUGAUGGUCCUUCAUAUCUUGUGCGUCCCUUGGAGUAUGCUUACUUGUCGUCAAGCGGACUUGCCGUUGCCAUUUAUGCCGACACUCAUAGCGACCGAUCAUCCAGCAAUCGCACUAUUGACGACAUUGGCACCUUCCUACGAUUAGCAAUACGGUGCACAGACAUUAUGGAAUUCAUUCAUCGCCACAACACUAUUCAUGGUCAACUUAAUAUGGGAGCUUUUUGUUGGAACAGCAAUGACAUGGAUACUACGCGCUUAUGGAACUUUGCAGCUGGCAGCAACGCGUCUUUUGAAAAGUAUCUCACAAGCGAAGGGUGGAAAAAGUACCAACACAGCCAAGCCAUUAUGGAGAAUCGACUCAUGUAUAUCAGCCCUGAACAAACAGGCCGCACUACCUACAUCGCUGAUCAUCGUUCCGAUAUCUAUUCCUUGGGCGUCAUAUUCUUCGUAUUGCUGACGGGCCAAAUGCCUUUUGAUGGAGGACCUUUGAAGAUUGUCAACAGCAUUUUGAGUCGUAAAAUGCCGGCAGUGCAUGAUGUCCAAUUGAAUGUCCCUGAAGUGAUAUCGCGGAUCAUUGAAAAGAUGACAUGCAAGACCCCAGAGGAGCGAUACAUGAGUAUGCACGGUGUCAAAUGCGAUCUGGAAGCGUGUCUUCAGCGACUAAAGUCAAGUAAUGCUGGGACCAUCGACUUGUUUCCACUGGCACAACGUGACAUCGCGUCUGUGUUUAUGAUACCACGUAAUGUCUAUGGUCGUCAAGCUAUCAUUUCGGAGAUGGUGUAUAUCGUUGAGCGAUUCGUGAACCAAUACAAGCCUUUGAAGAUCCGCAGCAGCAAGCAAGGUGCAGCAUCCAGCAACAGUGACCCUGAUUCUUCAGAACAAAAGUCAGCAUCAAGCCCCACUUCGUUAGCUGAGCAUGAUAGCAGCGACAUUUCCAGUGUCAGCAGUCGGCUCGUAUCAGUCAAUGGGAAGCAAGCAGCUACUGUAGUUGGAAUUUAUGGACCUGGAGGCAUUGGAAAAUCGACAUUGUUCAACUCUGUACAGCCUUUGGCAAGAAAGAGUGGCUAUAUCACAUCUACCAAGUUUGAUUCAAGGAACAAGGUCCCAUACAGUGGUUUGCUGCGUUUGAUGUCGCAAGCGCUACAGCAAAUCUUAUCCGAGACCGAGGAAGAAGUUCAUCGAUUUUUCAAUCAUCUGAAAGCAUGGCUUGGUGCUCAGUUCCCCAGCAUUUCAAUACUGGCGGAUUUGGUAUCAGAGCUCAAGUCAUUGUUGGCUGCUGUUGGACAUGAGGAUGGAUGUACAAAUACCGAGGUAUCGAUGAAGGCGGAUAAUGCCGAGGCUCGUUUACGUUUCCACAAUCUCUAUGUUGAAGUCUUUCGUGCCAUAUCUCAUUGGCGUAUGGUGACUAUUUUUAUUGAUGAUGUCCACCAAGCCGAUGACCCUUCAAUCGACUUAUUGCAAGCGUUGCUUUUAUCAAGAAUCAACAUCCUCGUAUUUAUGUCAUAUCGUGAUCAGGAGCUGAAUCAAAAGCAAUCUGGCAUAUUGGAGAAUGAAUUUGCCAACAUCCAAUUUAUCGAGGUCGGCACAUUGAAGCUUGACGCAUUGACCGAUUUCGUUUGUGACACACUACAUCGAUCACGAGACACCGACCGCGACUAUGUCACUCCACUUGCAUUGGUAAUUCACCGAAAGACCAACGGCAAUGCAUUCUUCACGGCACAAUUGCUGCAGAUGUUGGAGCGUAAAAAGAUCAUUUACUUCAACUGGGAAUUCAAUGUUUGGGAAUACGACCUUGCAAGUAUUGAACAAGGGACCUUUUUAAAGACAAUGGAGGAGGAUGUUUCAUUCAUGGUGAAUCGGCUGAAAGAACUACCACGUCAUGGUCAGCGAUUGCUCAAGAUGGCAUCAUUUAUCGGUGACACUUUCUCAUGGUCAACAGUGAAGGCGUUAAUGGAGGACACGUUUUCUGAAGAUGGGAGUGACGUUGAUAGCGACGAUGGCGAUGAGAGGAGUUUAUUGUCAGCCGAAUCAACGACCAGCACAACCGUAUUCAGCAGGAAGAGCAAGUCAAGUGAAGGCACCUUGUUAUCUCCUGAUACUAGAGCCCAACAAAAGAGCUAUGAUCCAAUCAGCGGACUACAUGCCGUGAUCCAGGAAGGAUACGUUAUGCCACUUGGUGCAGAUGAAUUCAAAUGGAGCCAUGAUCGUAUCACACAAGCUGCUGGUGAACUUGUGAAGCCUAAUGUGAGGUGCAAGAUCCAUUUCAAGAUUGCCCAGCACAUGAUGAAAGAGGAAGACAUGGAUGUAUUUCUGGUUGCCGACCAUCUUUUGAAAUGCCUUGACCUAUUAUCAUCUUUGGAAGACAAAUCAUCCUUUCGUGAGCUCUUGAUUGAUGCAGGCGAUAAAGGACGGCAAUCUGGUGCACAUGGCAUGGCGCUCAGCUAUUACAAGGCAGCAAUCCAACUCAGUGAUCCGGAAAAGGAAUGGGAUGAUGACAAUUAUCCUGUUACUUUACAGCUCUAUACGAAUAUGAUGGGACUUAGUUUUCUGUUGGGCGACAAUGAGGUGACUGAGAAGGCGACCGAGGUCAUUUCCAAGCAUGCCAAAACGCCAUUGGAUCGUAAAGCUAUGUACUUCAUCAAGUCACGCUAUUACCUAUCGCAGCAAAAGCCGUUUGAAGGGCGGGAUGUGCUACUUACUUGCUUGGAGGAUCUUGGCAAUGAGAAACUUUCAUUUGAGAAUGCCGAGAAGACACUACAGGAAGAACUUGAUCAGCUGGAGAAAGCGAUUGAGGAUAUGGAACUUGAUGAGAUCGCUGAUAUCGGAUUCUCGGAUGAUCCUUACGUCCAGGCAACUGCUGAGAUCAUGGGGGAAUUAUCACAAUUGUUGUAUUGGACUGGUCAAAAGCAAGCACUAAGUGCGUGCGCAUGUCACGUAUUGAAUAUGUGUCUACAACGGGGAAUGGCUCCAGCUGCUAGCACUGCUUGUGGAUUUUUGGCGGCGAUCGGCUACAUUGAGUUGUACAACAAUCAUGCAGCGGCACAUAAAAUGGCAAAACUAGGCACCAUCAUUGCUGAUCGAUAUGGCGGGAAUUUGGAGAAAGCUCAAGCCUACAUCAUGUAUGUUAUAUUUGUGGAUAACUUUGAACGUCAUCAACGCUAUGGAUUGCCUAUGCUCGGAGCUGCAACACAGCGUGCCUUUGCAUCAGGAGAUCGUCAUUUUACGAAUUACGGCAAACUUCACAUAAGCAUGAGUCGUUUUGCUGUGACUCAUCAUUUGAGUGAUGCACUGCCUAUCGCCGAGGAAUCUUAUGAAGAAGUGCACAAAUGGUCCGCUGCUGCUGAAGUAAACGCAAUGUUUAUCACCGUUGUGAGAGCAAUCAAAGCGUUACAAGGACGAACGUACUGGGAUACGGAUAACGUGUACGAUGGUGACGAUGGAUUCAAUGACGAGCAUUUCCUCACUGAGAGCUUCAAGCAAAACCCGAAUUCUGUUGUCGCUUGUAACUGGUAUCAAUCCUACAAGAUGAUCCCUUUGGCGUUAUAUGAGCGAUACGAGGUAGCCGUUGAAAUUGGAGAUUACUGUUUCCGCACCAUGGGGUAUGUGCCGUGCGUGAGAUACACACGGGUGACACUCUUUUACUAUUCCAUCGCUCUACUUGGGCAUGCACGCAAGAUCAAGGGCGAAGAGGUGGAUAAAUGUCUCAAGCAAGUAGCUCAAAAUCAAGAUCGCCUGUAUGAAUGGGUGGAGUUGAGCCGUGUCAAUUACAUCACUUUAUGGACAUUGGUGGAAGCAGAGUUGGCGGGUCUCCAAGGCGACAAUGUUAUGAAAGCCAUAUUAUUGUAUGAAGAAGCCAUUAAUCAUGCUCGCGAGGGAGAGUGGUACUUGGAGCUUAGUAUUGCACAUGAAUUGGCUGGAGGAUUCUAUUACCGCCAAGGGGUUCACAAUGUUGCAUACAACAUGGUCAAGAAGGCAGUGGAUCUUUAUACGGCAUAUGGCGCAUUCGGCAAGUCGCGGCAUCUUAAUGCAAAAUACGCUGACUUACUCAGCUCAUUCAAUGAUGAUCGAGCCGAUACAUGUGAUAAGAGUGCACAAACGGAUCCAUUCCCAUUAUUGGCAGCUCCCCGCCACCAACCUCCGCAAGAAUCAUGGAGCAACUCUUCACAUGACCCUGCCGAUAACAGCCCAAUAGCCGAUGAACCUUAUAGUUCGGAAUCGAUACCACCUAUCACAACAGAGCAAACAUUGGUGACAUUGGAUAUUAUCGAUAUGGCAUCCAUCCUCAAAAGUUCCCAUGUGCUUUCAUCCGAAGUCAAGUUUGACGCGUUGCUCAACAACAUGAUGCAGAUUAUUCUUGAGAACUCCGGUGCUGAUCGAGGUGCUAUCAUUGUCAAGGAAAACAAGUUUGGAAUCGGUGCUUAUGGGAACCCUCAAGAAGAGGAGACGAUUGUCACAUAUGAAGAACCAGAACGUAUUUCGAAGAACAGCGUCAUGGUAUCGAGCCAAAUCAUCAAUCACACAAUCCACACCUCUGAGAGUAUUUUUAUUCCUGAUGUUGAGCAAGAUGCACGAUUUGCAGUGGGACCAUGGUUUGAACGUGCUGGCAAGAAAUCAGUAAUCUGCAUGCCGAUCAUACACAAGAUGACGACUGUUGGUUGCAUCUUUCUUGAAGGUGCUAUUGGGAUCUUUACACAACGUCACAUCACCGUGCUUGGAUUACUAUGUCAGCAAAUGGGUAUUUCAUUGACCAAUGCUUCAUUGUUUAAAUCCGUGCGACGUGUAACAAUGGCCAACAUGAAGAUGAUCGAGAUGCAAAAGCAAGCAUUGGAGGAAGCACGACGCAGUAAGGAAGCAGCUGAUAAGGCGACUCGAUUGCGAGAGAUCUUUUUGGCCAACAUGAGCCAUGAGAUUCGAACACCGUUUUCGGGAUUCUAUGGCAUGAUCACAUUGCUGUCAGAGACAAAGUUGGAUCCUGCACAAUACGACUUGGUGCGAACGGCUAAAUCAUCAUGUGAAGGAUUAUUGCAGAUCAUUGACGACCUACUCAACUUUUCAAAGCUACAAGCCGGCAAAGUGUCUCUUGAUUUGGCACCAGUACACGUGGAAGAGCUCAUUGCCGAUGUGAUUGAUAUGCUGAUCGCCAUUGCUAUUCAAAAACGCAUCAAUGUCACGUACACAGUUGCAGAGGAUGUGCCAGCGGUUGUAAUGGCUGAUGCCAACCGGCUCAGACAGGUUAUCAUCAAUCUACUCGGGAAUGCUGUCAAGUUUACGCACCAUGGCGAAAUCAGUAUUCGAUGUUCCAUUGACGGUCGCAAAAAGAAGGCUGUAAACAAGGAAUCGCAUAUCUCGUUGCUAUUUGAAGUGAUCGAUACAGGCAUUGGGAUCAGCGAGGAGCAGCGUAAGGUGUUGUUUAUGCCAUUCUCACAAGUGGAUGGUAGCACCACCCGCAAGUAUGGUGGUACCGGUCUUGGGCUUUCCAUUUCCCUUCAAUUGGUCACUUUGAUGAAUGGGGAUAUCGAUGUUGUGAGCGAGGAAGGAAAAGGAUCCAAUUUCCGCUUUUCAAUCGAAGUUUCACCGGUGCAUGAUCAAUCUCGAAGAUUCACUGAAGCAAUGCAAGCAAUAUCCAAGAGUUUUAUCAAAACACGAAUCCUUGUUGCCGAUACACAUCAUGCGACAGUGGAUAUGAUGACCAACUUCCUUCCGAAUUUACCACUUGAUGGAGUAUCUGAUUAUGCAGAGUUGCAGCAGGAGACACCUUAUGGAGUCGUCAUUGUGGGAUUGCUUUUGGAUCACAAAGAAGGAACGCUAAGCUGCUGGGAAAAGGAACUUCAAAAGGUCAUGAAGCGUGCCAAGGUUACGGUUAUCAUGCAUUAUCCCUUGGGAAGCAGCAAUGUUCAAGGCAACAUCGGAGGUGUUGGACCUAUUCUCGAAGCAGCAUCAUCGUCAAUGGAGCAAGAACAGCAACGUCAGCAACAACAACAGCCAUUCCACAUAUCAUCAUAUGGCUAUCUUGACGAGCAACAAAACAUUGUGCGUAUGGGAGUUCCAUUGCGACGCAACAAGCUUUUGAAGAUGCUGGCAGGAUUUCUCAAGGAGGAUGAGCCAGGAACACCAGCACCCAAGACGCGGCCAAACAUCUUUGCACGUAUCAGCAGCAGUGAGAUCAAGCUUGCGAUUGAGACAAUACCAGAGGAACAUCGUAAAGCAUUCAAAAAGACAAACAUCUUGGUUGCAGAAGAUAACCCUGUUGCACAAAAGCUACUAUGCAAGCAAUUGAAGCGAUAUGGCUUUAAUAUCACGUGUGCCAACAAUGGAGCUGAAGCGAUUGCUGCAUGGACCAAACGACCGGUUGGAUACUUUAAGAUGGCUCUGUUUGAUCAUCACAUGCCCAAAUGCGAUGGCGUGGAAGCGACCAAGACCAUUAGGAGAAGUGAAAAGGAGCAAAACAGCAAGACGCGAUUACCGAUUGUGGCACUCACAGCAGACAUACAAGAUAGUGCAAGAGCAAUUUGCGUGAAUGCUGGCAUGGAUGGGUACCUGACCAAGCCUUUAAACGAGUUUGCUCUGCUUGAAUUUGUUAAACAAUAUUGUAUCGACCAAUAA
Messenger RNA from Lichtheimia ornata, 6858 nucleotides. RefSeq lists its product as uncharacterized. Gene Ontology annotation, biological process: phosphorelay signal transduction system; protein phosphorylation. The record is from RefSeq and is a predicted model, not a curated record. NCBI's taxonomy places the organism in Eukaryota, Fungi, Mucoromycota, Mucoromycetes, Mucorales, Lichtheimiaceae. The transcript is spliced from 19 exons. The coding region runs from base 1 to 6858 and encodes 2285 amino acids. Gene Ontology annotation, molecular function: ATP binding; protein binding; phosphorelay sensor kinase activity.